AUGGCGAGCGCUGAAGAGCAAAAUCUUGUGCGAAAGGUUCAAUUCCAGUUAAACGAAGCUUUGGAAUGUCAAGAGGAGAACAAAGAAGUUCCUCGAGUCAAAAUAUUAAAUGAUCAAAAGAAUCUGAAUUCUUUCAAUAAAAGCAAGAAAGAGAAACUGAUUGAAGAACAGUUGAAUAAAGAACUUCCAAAACAGUCGGAGUUUGAACAGAAAAAAGGUAACAAUUAUUUUAAAUUAUAAUUUUUUAUGAAAAAAUUGUAACAUUUUCAAUUUUUUCCCUGUCCGUUGCUAUGCAACUAUCCCUUCGCUAGCUCUAUUCGCGCGCGCUCAUCUUCCACAUAAUUAUAUAGUCUAUUUUUGAUUUGAACAAAUGUUUAAACUAAACAAAAUUCAAAAUCUUUCAACUGUAGAAAAAAGCUUAACAUUUACCUGUGCGAAAGUUGGCAAAUGUUUAGUGAAGGAUAACAUUGAAUCUCCUGAAGAAUCUGCAGAUAAUCCAAGUCUGCAGACAUCUGAUGAGUCUUCCAGUAUUCCAAUGUUAGAAGCAAAGGCUGAGGGAGCUCCGAUGUUUCACCCAGCGUCAUUUGGGCAAAAAUCUGUGACAAAAUAUGUUGAUAACAAGCUUGGAGCAGUGGUACUUGAGGGAGACGACAUCAAACACUCCGACAACUUUCCUCGUGGUGGCAAAGAAAACUCUGUAGACGAGUGUCUUUAUGGAGAAGAGUUGAGCAGCAAUGACGUUCACGAAGUCCCGAUGUGGACUAUUCCUGAGUUUAUCAUUGCGCUUUGCGGUGAUAAUCAACUACCAAUCCAGAAACGACCACAAACUGAAUUCGAAACUGUUGACAGUGAUGUGGAAUGGCUGGUGAGAAAGAAUCUGCAGAUGUUGAAUCCUGGAACUAUGGCUGUCUUAUUCCAUCGUGUGAACAUACCUGUUCCAAUUUGCAAAACAUUGACAACGUCAGCAUACCCGGAACUGAGGUGAACUCCACUCAGGUGUCGAGUGUCGGGUCUCCACUUGGGUGUGAGGGGCCUCGCUUUGGGUAUAGAGACAUUGGAAGUGUUUUGCCGUUGGAGCAGGUGUUUACUGACAGUCCUCCACCAGUUGGGAUCGUGGAGAAAGUUACUCGGGAUUCCGUUGAUGCAGAAGUGGAGAAGAAUAAUGUUGAAGAUAAAAAAUUACUGGUUAUGAGGUAAGUAUAGAUAGAUCUGAAGAUUUAUAGGAUCGUUGAACGUUUUAUCUAAUUAAGGCCGAGACACCGGACGCGAAUCGACAACGCGGUGCGAUUUUUCAGGUUUUGAAAGUUAAUAAAUCAGCCAAUGAAAGGAAAUUUUAAAAGAUAUGUAGACCCAAUAACUCAAAAUGUUCCAUAGCGCUUCUUAAAUAGUUGGAAAACUUAAACCAGGAUCAAAGUUAUCGGUCAUUGAAAAUCGAAAAAUCGGGCCGCGUUGUCGAAUCACGUCCUGUGUCUCGGCCUGAAGGCGAUAUUCCACAGAACGAUUUUCGACGACGAUUUGUCAUGAAAAUGACGAGUUACACGAAAUUUGAUCUGUUCGGCAAAGCGCUGCGUUACCGCGAAUCGUCUUGAAAAUUAUCCUGUGAAACAUUGUCUUAAUCUGGAUCAUUUUGUUUGCGACUACCGCAAUAUAGUCUAACUGUCGGCAAAAUGUCCUCACAAGAACACUCGGCAAAUUAACAACAAAGGAAUGCUGCAUUUUUAAAAGCGAUACGAUUAUUUCUCACAGGGUAAAUCGACGAAUACCGCAAAGACACAAGUAGUAAUCACUACGCAAGGGCACGGUGACGCUGAAAACCUUCCACAUGUUUACGCUAAAGUAAUAAUUUUGAACGAAAAGAAAUUAAAGAUGACGACCUUUAUAAACCCAGAAGACAUGUUGAAGUAUUUAACCAUCAUGUUUCGCUCGUUACCUGUGUUGCGUUUGAAAGCAAGAGCCGCUAGAGGACUGGGGCGAAAUAAACGAAAACAAAGAUGGCGGCCAGCACGAAGUGAAACUAAAGUAAAGAAACAAAUUAUUUAG
Paramuricea clavata is the source of this 2040-nucleotide messenger RNA. NCBI's taxonomy places the organism in Eukaryota, Metazoa, Cnidaria, Anthozoa, Malacalcyonacea, Plexauridae. The record is from the annotation of a GenBank genome assembly.